CUGAGUUGGGGAGUGGGGAACGUGUAGCAGCUUUAGCUCAUUGAAUUUUUGUAGCCGUUUUCGAGCGGUGGAGUAGAUCAACGUCCUUCUACUAGGCUCUGGCUCAAGUUGUGCCGAGUUCCGUCGCAGCCCAGAAGACUCGCCUCUGCAUAAGGCGAAGACAGCCAACUAAGGGAGAUUGUGGACUGCGUUUGCGAGGUUUCCAAUGUAGCGCUCCUGGACGGUGCUGUGAGCAAGCGAUUUUCGUAGAGGUUCUAAAGCAGCAUGUCGCUACCCAGCCUUCCCGAGCAGAAGAUUGCUGAAAAGCUAUCGCUGCUCAACAGCCGUGGCUCGCAGCUUCUGCAUCGGCUAUACAACCUGAAAAAGAAUGCACAAGACCGACUAGGUGUUGUACUGCAGGAGAAGACGUUUGAGAGUGCCAUCAAGUACAUCAGCAGAAAGUUCCCAACGGUGGAGAUCAGGGGCAAUGCCGGUCUCAAUGUCGUGCACUCACAGCGAUCGGAGAUUCUCAAAUUUCUACAGAUCCCGUACGACUUGUUCAAGGACUUCAUGGAGUUCAAGGACAAGGCUAUGGAUCUGUUCAAUCAAAUUUCAACCAGUCAGAUUCGCUUUGACAUCGCUCUCAACUUUGACCUGUGCAAAGGCUACCUGGAUCUUGUGUGUCUGUACUGUCAAAUCUUACUGAUAGUGCCGCGCAUUGAAGAGCGCAAGACUAUCCUGGGCCUCUACCACUGCUGUCAUGAAUACCAGCAUGGCACCGCUGAAGCAUCCUAUCCCCGGAUCGCUCAGUUAGUGCAUGAGCUGGAGCAUCCUCAUCGAAAGAUUGUAGAAGAUCUGCAGAUAUUUGGAAAGCAAGUCGGUGAGGCUAUUUUGACUCUAAGACCGAUCUACAUGAGACGCAUGCUACCAACAGAUCAGAUGAAGACUGGUAACCUGCUUAGUCUGACGUAUGUACCGCAGCACAUGCUGAACCCCACACAGUGCGAGACAAUGCCAUGUGAAUAUCUGUCUCUGGAUGUCUACGCAAAGUGGAUAAUUUUUGGCUUCCUGGCUUGUCCGCAACAAGUCUCGAACAGUCAAGAGUGCUUAGCCUUGGUGAAGAUUCCCCUGCAUGAGAACUACGUCAUUCCACUAUGUCGUGACGAGGUGAUGGCAGUCCAUCCAGCAUUCGAGACUGUCUUCAAACUAAUGAAGAUGGACAAGGCGGAGAAGUGGCUACAUGAAUCAGCAAAAGCAGCUGUUCUUCACGGACCUCGCUCUCAUGUGGACCGGCGGAAUUACUUGCGCAAUGCUCUCAGCGACCUUGUCAACAUUCUCGGUGACCAGCCUGGUUUGCUAGGACCCAAGGCAUUGGUACUACUGAUGGCAUUGUCUUUGGCCAGGGAUGAAAUUGCCUGGCUGGUGCGGCAUGCGGAUGCCCCAAUUCCCAAGAUGAGCAAGACCAAGGUCAACCCGGAUGACAUGCAAGACAGGCAACUGCCAGAGCUGCUCUUCUAUAUGCACGAGUUGCGAGCACUGGCUAAGAAGUACCAGCAAGUUCUCCGCCGCUACUUUGUGCAAUACAUGAACGGCUUUGACCACUCCUUGCUCAGUGAAGUCAUUCAGAAAAUCAUCAACGUUGGUGAUGACGAGUCUGUGAUCAUGACUAGUUUCUUGCAUGAGCUGUCAACCCUGGAUAUCAAAGCAGCGGAGAGUGGCCAGUAUAAUGUUGACUUCUCCAUGCUUCGCUUGGAUUGGAUGAGACUGCAGGCUUACAUGAGUGCAGCACGCAGUCAAUCGCAUCUGCAUGAGAACCGGCAGCUGGCAUUCAACAUGAACACGGUGGUGUUCCACUCACGAAUGGUUGAUCAACUCCAGGAUAUUUUGGAUGAUGUGUCUGAUCUUUCCUUCCUCUACCAUUAUCCAAAGAUCCUGGAGUACACAUUCAGUGUGUGUUCUGGCUCCAACCAAGCCAGGUAUGUGAUUGCAGUGCCACUGACCUGUGCCAUGUUCUUGGAGGGCAACUGCAUGCACUGUCCAGAAGAGCGUGGCGCGUUUGGUGAGCGCAGUGUCAAGGCUGUCAAUCACUAUUUGGAGCUGAUCAGCAAGGAUAUCUCCGGCUUGUUUGGUCAGAUGUGCGACGAGUAUGUGCGCCUCAACGGUGCUCUGUUGCCGUUCAAUGCAACCAACAUUGUGAAGGAUCAGGCGCGCCGUGCCAAUGACAAGUCAAAGAAACAUGGAAUUCAGGAAUUUGUCAUGCCGGGCAGGGAGAGCGAACGCAAGGCUCGUGAAAACUACACCAGGAUGGAUACGAGCUUUUCUCUGAUCAAUGACUUGUGUUACACACUGAAUCAUUUCCCGACGAUCGUCGUCUGGGGCCACACGUUUGUGCCUCGGGAGUUUCUCCUUGGACCUGUUGAGGAGCAAUUUGUGCGGAUUUUGAGCACUCUGUUGAAGUUCCAGCCUGAAGCCAUGGACAUUGCCCGGCCCACGGAGGUCCUGACUGGUGUUAUUGGCUUCAUGACCUACCUAAGAUCUGUGGAGAAUUUCGUGAACAUUGACAUGACACGUGUAUUCAACGUUGUGCUGCUGCAACAAACGCAGCCACUAGACGCGCAUGGCAAUCCCACACUCUGCAGUCAGUACACAGCCUGGUACUUGGAAUCACUGCUACGUAGGGUCAGCACCAGCAACAUCUGCUACUCUCCAAGUCGCAAGUCCUUCAUCAGCAAUCACACCGUGCUGUUCAAGGCUGAAGUCUAUUCUGAUCCACAAGAGCUGAAGGCUCUGUGUGAACUGCUCGGUCCGUACGGCAUCCGUUACCUUGGUGACAAGUGCAUGCACCAAGUGAUGGGCCAAGUUUUGGAGUUGAAGAAAAUGGUGACGAACAACAAGGAGACAUUGCACAACAUCCGUACCAACUACGACAAGCCAGAGGUUUGCAAUGAGAUGAUCAAGCGCCUGAAAGGUACUGAUGAGGUGUUGCAGCGUAUGACCAUCAUUGGUAUCAUCAUCAACUUCCGCAAGUUGCUCAUGGAAUCAAUGCACUCGGUGUUGAAGAAGCGCAUUCCAUUCAUGAUUGGCUCCAUCCUCGACUUCAAAGAACACUUUCCAGCGGAGCAGGACUCUAUGGUGGUGGAUGAGAUGGCCACAAGUGCUGGUAUCGAGUGUACCUUUGACCCUAUCCUAGCACAGUGUCUGCGUGGUCUAUGUGACAAUCCGCAAACUGACUAUGUCACUUGGUGCUUGUUGAUGGUGUUUGUUGCCGUGGGCCUGCCUAACUUGGCGUUCCGAGAGAACUCACUUUUCAGACCCACGCUGGAAGGUCAUGAGAACAAUGCCCACUGCAUUGUGGCAGCCAUCAACUAUCUUUCAGCAACAUUCUUCACACUGACUGGCAACAGCACUGUCAGCGAAAGAAUGAAUGAAUUCUUGGCGCUUGCCACAUCCAGCCUGCUGAAGCUGGGUCAGCUGGAGACUGAGAAAGAGAUGCCGAAAAACAGAGAGAGUGUCUACAUCCUGCUGGGCAUGUUGGUGCAGGAGUCACCCUUCUUGACCAUGGAUCUGCUAGAGUCUUGCUUCCCGUACGCUCUCCUUCGAAAUUCCUACAACCAAGCCUACAAGAAGAAGCCCACUCGCAAGAGGGAAGUCAACACUGAUGCCGGUUAUUAGCCUACAGGCCGCUAUGUACCAUGUAGGGCUUAGAUUGCAAGGAGCACCCGCCGCACUGUCUCCUAUUCGCCAGUACGAAAUGGUGGUGCUGGUGAUGUCGGCAGCUGCACAUUGACUGUUAUAUUUGUCAGUGCCAGGAUUUUUCCAGUUCUGUAUUUUCUUAUUCUUUCCUUUCUGUGUGUGUGUGCUCUGGCAUAUGCACUUAUACAGCCUUUAGCCCAGCAUUGAACAGACGCAUGAUGCAUUGAGAGGUAGCCCGCACAAAGGCAUGUAUUGGGAAACAUCCCCGACGAACAGUUUAAAUUCUAGUCCGGAUUUUAGUCAUUUCAAUGUAGUACUGCCAGAUCCCUGCCAUGUAUUUUGUUUCUGUUUCUUUUUUUACUACUGUAACAACCAUGGCCGAACUCCACUCUGCUGACAGUGGAGAUUACAUUGUGGCAUGUGAGUGUCAUGCGUAUGGACACCAGCGCUUAUCCUGAUCACUUUCUGCAUUCCUACUGCAAAAUGUUACGAUGAUUGCUUUUCUGUCGCUUCACUUGUCAUGGAUCACAGUAAGUUUUCCGUUUCUUUUAGGCAUUGUCUAGAGCAACCGAGCAUAAUCAAUAACUGGUUUAGGUGUUUACUGCAUCCCAAUAUUCUGACUUGCAUCAUUAGCCUUCUUCCCGAUUUCUCCUUGUUGGUCUUGCGGACUGAUUAGCAGGGAAGAAUUUUGACGAUGUGACAAUUCACUCGGCAAGAA
This is a messenger RNA of Sycon ciliatum, 4390 nucleotides long. RefSeq names its product nck-associated protein 1-like. Lineage: Eukaryota; Metazoa; Porifera; Calcarea; Leucosolenida; Sycettidae. The record is from RefSeq and is a predicted model, not a curated record. The coding region runs from base 265 to 3651 and encodes 1128 amino acids. Gene Ontology annotation, cellular component: SCAR complex. The transcript has 38 exons. Gene Ontology annotation, biological process: cell morphogenesis; cell projection assembly; neuron projection morphogenesis.